Colletotrichum destructivum is the source of this 2980-nucleotide messenger RNA. Its product is annotated as Putative concanavalin A-like lectin/glucanase domain superfamily, glycoside hydrolase superfamily. Lineage: Eukaryota; Fungi; Ascomycota; Sordariomycetes; Glomerellales; Glomerellaceae. Bases 588 to 2717 code for a protein of 709 amino acids. Gene Ontology annotation, biological process: carbohydrate metabolic process. The transcript has 3 exons. Gene Ontology annotation, molecular function: beta-N-acetylhexosaminidase activity. The record is from RefSeq and is a predicted model, not a curated record.
CCGCACGGCAAAACAGUCAUGAGCAGGCCAUGGAGCCGGCGAUAGAUUCUCGUCCGCGACUGUGUAUCUUCGUGUUGGUCUCCGCAGUAGCAUCGGCAGGCCAGCAGCAAUGAUGCCGGUCUAGUAGAUUGGGGAGACCAGUAGCUCCACUCGAGCCGAGCUCGCAGAUUGGAACAUUCGAACCAACCGACGAAGGGGGAAGAGAGGGAGAUUGUAACGUUGCUAUCAGACGCGGACCCGGAUUUAACGUACCGACCGGCCACAACACAUCUGCAAGGUACGCGUUGAAGCACUGUGAUGCAAUAUCCGUUGCUCUAAGGGGUAAAGGUCGUGAUAUCCCGGUUGCUACCUUGUACAAUCGCAUACCGCUUCAUUUCCUCCCCCUCCCGUGGAUGCUAGGUUCCCCUCAUCGGUUUUCGUUCAACAUACCCCGCGCCUACGCAUUGGGCCAUCGUGCCAUGUCUGCUACAGCCGCCGGUAUUAUCAACAUGGAGAUGCUUAUAUAUCCCCAUGAUCCAAUCGAAUGGGAGUUCCUUUUCACCAACUCACCAUCGUGACGGAGAAGUUGACAUACCUCGACCUUCGCGAUGCGCUUCACACCCAUUCUCGCCUUUCUCGCCUCCAAGGCGGUGGCAGACUCCCUCCCCGGCCUCCCGACGGCUCCCUACACGCCCACAGGGGGCACUCUCCCCUCCGCCUCCCUUACCAGGAUCAUCGUCUCCUCCGAGUUCGCGGAAUUCGUCGACGACGCAGGCCAAACCCUCAUCCCGCCGACUCUGCAUUCUUUCGCCACUACCUUCGCCUCGGACCUCGCUUCUGUUGUGGGCCUUGACAUCCCCGUCGAGCUCGGCGCCACUGCGGAGCAGGGAUCGAUAUUCUUGACCCUCGGUGAUGCGAGCCUCUACAAGGACGCUGCCGGUCGUGAGACUUCUGAGGGGUAUUCGCUGAACGUCACGGUCGACGGCGUUUUGAUCUCGGGCGCGAGUCCCUUGGGCGUUUGGUGGGGAACCCGGACCCUGCUGCAGCAACUGGUCCUCGACGGCGGGGAGGUGAAGUUGGGCUACGGGGUCGAUAGCCCUGGAUGGGGGAUCCGGGGGAUGAUGCUCGACAUCGCCCGCCACUACUACCCUCCCGACUUCCUCGUCGAAAUGUGCGCCUACAUGUCCUUCUUCAAGCAAAACACCUUCCAGCUGCACCUCAGCGACAACCUCUACAACAACGUCGCAAUCUACUCCCGCGAGCGCUCUCUCUCACUCUACGCCGCCUUCAGGCUGCUGUCCGACGACCCGGCCCUCGAGGGCCUCAACAGGCGCGCCAACGAGUCCUACACCCGCGACGUCUUUGACGACAUUCAGGCCCGCUGCGCCGCCCGGGGUGUUACCGUGCUGCCCGAGAUCGAGACGCCGGGUCAUGCGCUGGUCAUUACGCAGUGGAAACCCGAGCUCGGUCUGCAGAGCGAUUUGAGCCUGUUGAACAUUUCGAACCCGGAGACGAUCCCCGUCGUCAAGAAGAUCUGGGAUACCUUUCUGCCGUGGUUCCACACCAAGACGGUGUCCAUUGGGGCGGAUGAAUACGUCGAUCCAACGUUGAGCGAAGAGGCACUGGUUGGGGAAUACACGCGUUUUGUCGACGAAAUGAAUGAGCACAUCACGAGCACGUCCGGGAAGCACGUCCGCAUCUGGGGAACGUUUGCGCCCUCGGUAGGCGGCAGCGUUAACAAGUCGGUUUCGAUCCAGCACUGGGCCAACUUCGAAGCCAACCCGCUCUAUGAUUUCGUCAACAACGGUUACGACGUGCUCAACUCGGGCGAGUACAUCUACACAGUCGGGAAGUGGUCACAGUGGUACGGCUCUACAUUGAGCCUCGACUUCAUCUUUCACGGCUCGCCCGACGGAUCAGCCUUUGCGCCCAACAUCUUUGAUCGCGAAAACGCAACCAAUAACGCUGCGAUGGACAGCCCUUCGCUUCUGGGGCAUAUUGCGCCUCAGUGGAAUGAUUACGGCCCAAACGCAACGACGGUGACCGAGGGAUAUUACCAGUGGCGUGACGGAUUGCCCGCGCUCGCGGACAAGCAGUGGGGAGGCGACGUCGCCGAGGCCGAUUACCCAGGCUUGUUUGCUGCGCUGCAGCCUCUCGUGCCGGGCCAGAAUCUUGAUCGCAGAGUCGCGUCAAAGGGAUCGACAAUCUUGGAAUACGACUUCAAGCAGGGACGCGGGAGCAAUGGUACGGUCCAGGAUCUGUCAGGGAAUCAGUACCAUGCGACGUCGACAUGUGUCGCUAGCGACGAAGGCGCCAUUCUCACGCCCUCGUGCCAUAUUAAGACCCCGCUGGACCAAAAGGGGCGCAACUACACCCUCUCAUUUUCCAUCAAGCCCACGUCGGAUGCCAAGGGGGCCAUCUUCAGCGGUGGAGACAGCGGGCUCUGGUUCGGCAACGGGACAGUGAGCGCCGUCAUGCUCUUCUCGGGAGAGAGCACGUACGCGCUCAACUACACGUUCCCCGUGGGGUCAUGGACGAACGCGAGCCUCAUCGGCAGGGGCAGACAGACGUUCCUGGACGUUGGGGCGGGCGAGCCCAUGGAGUUCUUAACCGUCAUGGGGUGGAAUGGGGACCGGUUUGUGUGGGCGCCGAUUGCAGUGGAGGCGCCGCUGGCAACGGUUGGUGGCAGUGGGUUUGAGGGCGUUAUCGGCGGGAUGAAGCUGGUUGACGAUGCCUAGAUUGGCCUUGUCGUGGUCCGACAGGCUCGUGUAGUUGUGGUUGCUCGCCCGGCUUCGGGAUGCUAUCCCGCUCGAAAUAAGCUGCGGCGUUGCGUUGCGUUCCUUGGGGAUGGAAAUUCGAUCUCAUGCGGGACAGAGUCGACUGAGUCGUAUUGCAUGACAUGGAAGUGAUAACACACCGCAUCGUGAGGCUUCAGUUUGGCCACGACCGCGACUUCAUCUGUGACCCGACAAUCGUCAACUUAGUGACAGGACACUCAUCA